Messenger RNA from Knipowitschia caucasica, 3000 nucleotides. The record is from the annotation of a GenBank genome assembly. NCBI's taxonomy places the organism in Eukaryota, Metazoa, Chordata, Actinopteri, Gobiiformes, Gobiidae.
AUGGCCGCUUCCUCUGCGUCUGCGCAGCGUGCGGACAACACCAGUGAAGAAAUACACCCAAUAAAGCACAACAUGGACCCUGAGGCUGAGGCAACAGAGGAAGAAACUCCCGAAACAAAAGUUUUAUCCGAAACACGGACCGAGUCAAAGGAAGUGUCUUUUAAAAAGCCAGUGUUCGCAGCUCCUUCUCUGUCCAAGCGAAGCGCAGUCAGGUCCGGGUCUGAGGCGAGGAAAGAGGACACAGUCAGGUCCGGGUCUGAGGCGAGGAAAGAGGACACAGUCAGGUCCGGGUCUGAGGCGAGGAAAGAGGACACAGUCAGGUCCGGGUCUGAGGCGAGGAAAGAGGACACAGUCAGGUCCGGGUCUGAGGCGAGGAAAGAGGACACAGUCAGGUCCGGGUCUGAGGCGAGGAAAGAGGACACAGUCAGGUCCGGGUCUGAGGCGAGGAAAGAGGACACAGUCAGGUCCGGGUCUGAGGCGAGGAAAGAGGACACAGUCAGGUCCGGGUCUGAGGCGAGGAAAGAGGACACAGUCAGGUCCGGGUCUGAGGCGAGGAAAGAGGACACAGUCAGGUCCGGGUCUGAGGCGAGGAAAGAGGACACAGUCAGGUCCGGGUCUGAGGCGAGGAAAGAGGACACAGUCAGGUCCGGGUCUGAGGCGAGGAAAGAGGACACAGUCAGGUCCGGGUCUGAGGCGAGGAAAGAGGACACAGUCAGGUCCGGGUCUGAGGCGAGGAAAGAGGACACAGUCAGGUCCGGGUCUGAGGCGAGGAAAGAGGACACAGUCAGGUCCGGGUCUGAGGCGAGGAAAGAGGACACAGUCAGGUCCGGGUCUGAGGCGAGGAAAGAGGACACAGUCAGGUCCGGGUCUGAGGCGAGGAAAGAGGACACAGUCAGGUCCGGGUCUGAGGCGAGGAAAGAGGACACAGUAAACAGCACAGACCUGCUCACAGACGCAGUCACUAAACCUCCGGACACUCAGCCCGAAGCCAAGCCUAAAGUGCAGGUGAAAUGUCCCCCGCCUGGAACACACCCCCCUCUGCCUUACACCGAACCCGCUUGGGGCAGCAUGGUUCCGGACGUCUCUUACUCUAUAGAAAUCCUCAAAAACGGAUCCAUUGUAAACACUAUUCCGCUCAAGGACAAGAGCUUCUUCGUUGUGGGCCGUCUGCCGGUGUGUGAGGUCGCCUUGGAGCACCCGUCCAUCUCACGGUACCACGCCAUCAUCCAGUACCGAGGGGAGUCCGGGGAAACGGGCUCUGUGGGCGAGGAGCGGGGCUUCUAUGUGCACGACCUGGGCAGCACGCACGGAACUGUCGUAAACAAGAACAAGAUCCCGCCAAAGACCUUCAUCAGACUCAGAGUGGGUCAUGUGAUCAAGUUCGGCGGGAGUACCAGGCUUUUUAUUCUGCAGGGUCCAGAGACUGAUGAGGAGGAGGAGUCCGAGUUUACCGUGACAGAGCUGAAGGAGCGCGCCCGAAAGCAAAGAGAGGAGCUGGAGAAGAGGAUGAUGGGAGCAGGUUCAGACGAUGAAGAGGAGGAGGAGGAGGAGGAGGAGGAGGAAGGAGAGAAUGGGGAAGAGCAGAAGAACCAGAGCAAACCCUUCAAAGGCGACUCCGGCUGCUCCUGGGGCAUCAUUGAUGACGCCGUCGCUGAAGAUGAAAACGAGGAGAACCCUUUUUCAACUGAAUUCCACGAGGAUCAGGAAGCGGCGUAUCUAAAAGACCCGAAGAAGACACUGCAGGGAUUCUACGACAGAGAAGGUGAAGAGUUAGACUUUGAGUACGAGGAGAAAAACUCGGGAACAUGGCUUUGCAGAAUAAAACUCCCGGUGGACGAUGCCAAAGGACGGCAGCUGGUGGCAGAGGUGACCAGCACCGGCAAGAAGAAGGAGGUGAUGGUUCAGUGUUGCCUGGAGGCCUGUCGGAUGCUGGAGGCCCGAGGACUGCUGCGACAGGAAGCAGUGUCUCGGAAACGCAAGAAGAAAAACUGGGAGGAUGAGGACUUCUACGACAGCGACGACGAUACCUUCCUGGACCGGACCGGAACAGUGGAACGGAAGAGGCAGGAGAGGAUGAAGAAGGCCGGGAAGAUAGCGGAGCGCGCCGAGACCUACGAGACGCUGUUGAUGAAACUCGCAGGAGUUGAAAAGGAAUUGGAAGAAUCUCAGAAAAAGCUCGACUCUGAAAGAAAAGGCUCCUCUGGCUCCACGGCGGAGGACCCUCUGGACGCCUUCAUGACGGCCGUUCGGAGCGAGGCAGCGAUGGACAACGUAGAGCGCCGUAAACUCCACGUUCAUGUUGCUGAUCUCAGAAAAGAGGUUCAGAGACUUCGCAAACUUGUGGAACUCACACGACCCGCUCAGCUACCGUCACUCCUGCCAAGUAGUUCAGACCCUGGAAAGGCCAAAAAGACCCUUCCUCUUUUCGGAGCGAUGAAAGGCGGGAGUAAAUUCAAGCUGAAGACCGGUACCAUUGGAAAACUGCCCCCGAAGCGCCCCAAUCUCCCCGCACAGCUCUUCAACAUGAAAGAACUGCCCCCGGACGUGGAGGAAGAGGAGGACGAAGAGGAGGAGAACAAGCAGAGAAUGGAGGACGGUGACAGUGAGGAUGAAGAAGAGUGUGUAAAUAUGAAUGAACCUGAAGCGGUAACCACGGCGACGGGAGAGAUGGAAGAGGAGGAACUGAUAGAGGAGAAGAAGAAGGGAGUACCAAAGCCCAGGCUAAAAGGGGCCAGUCCAAAAGAGCAGAAGUGUGAGUCUCAAACAGAAGCAGGAAAGAAAAGCUCCGUCCAAGAAUCUUCAGCGGAUCCGACUUCCUCAGAGUCCAGGCCUGAAGCAGAGACCGGUCCCAAACCGAAGAAGAAAGGCCCAGGCCGGCCGCCUGUGCCUCUCACUGGAGGGAAGUAUCCGGACGAUGACCCUGAUUAUUGUGUGUGGGUGCCUCCUGUCGGUCAGACUGGAGACGGCCGCACUCACCUAAAUGAAAAGUAUGGAUACUGA